Molecule: messenger RNA, 2259 nt
Organism: Penicillium samsonianum
Lineage: Eukaryota; Fungi; Ascomycota; Eurotiomycetes; Eurotiales; Aspergillaceae
Exons: 7
Coding region: 1-2259 (752 amino acids)
Biological process (GO): regulation of DNA-templated transcription; DNA-templated transcription
Cellular component (GO): nucleus
Molecular function (GO): DNA-binding transcription factor activity, RNA polymerase II-specific; zinc ion binding; DNA binding
Source: RefSeq, a predicted model, not a curated record
AUGGAUGAGGCUGGACGUAAACGUGCCGAAGACGUGGGCAUCGCAGGAUUCAAGCCCCAGGGCCCCGGUGCCGCCUCGGCCGGCUUCGAUGGGUUCACGCCCGGGUGCCCCCGGGGCCACUUUACAGUUGAUUACUCAGCUAUUUCACAGCCCUCUGUCAAUUGGGGCCCUGAAGUACCCGGUCCAAGUUCCUAUGAUGACUGCUCUUCAUCGAAAGCAUUGCAUAUUGCGAAUAUAAUAAUGGAAGACGAGAGCUUCGCCUAUUCAGAGAGACCCGCUAAGCGGGUUCGUCAGGCCUGUGAGCCUUGCAGGCGUAAGAAGGCUAAAUGCCCCGGAGAGCAGCCGGUCUGUUCUCUAUGUGCCAGACUACGGCAACAAUGUCUAUACGCCGAUGAAAGGCGUCGGCCACUUCCCGAGACGAGUCCAAGGCUCAAUGAUUCAGACUCUCGAACAUCUCAUGUUCUGGAAGAUAGAUUGCGAAGCCUUGAAAGCAAAGUAGGAGAGGUCCUGGAUGUACUUGGCUCGAGGAGUGAGCCGCAAAUACCCACAGAAUCUCUUGUUCCGUCUGUGAUAUUGGCAAUGCCAAGCUCAUCUAUUACCUUACCACCGUGGGAGGAGAUUAUUCCUAUUGCGGAACUAUAUUUGCUAUAUUGUGACUCUCAGCCUUUGCCUCUUUUCCACAGGAAUAGCUUUCUCUCCAGUCUACAAACACGCGAGGCAGAGCUUCUUUUUGCUAUAUUGGCACUCGCCCUCCGCUUCUCAUACUCUCACCCCAACAGGGCCGAUUCCACCAGCCUGAUAAAUGGCUAUGCUGAGGUUGCUCGGGGUCUCGUUAUGAAAAGAGUCUCAGAAGGGCCAGUGGAGCUUUCGACGCUUCAAUGUCUCUGUAUCUUGAGCUUGGUUGACUUUACGAACGGCAAUACACAUCGUUCCAGCAUCCACAGCAGCUUAGCAAUGAACCUUGCACAAUGUGCCAAUCUUGGACAAGAGCCCCGUUCGUCGAGCAGCACCAUAGUGCGCGAAGAACGCAGGCGCUGUUUCUGGAGUAUAUGUCUUCUCAAACGACUACACGGCGGUGAUUUCCCAAUCCCAGAUAUACCCCAGGCCGGAGGCCCUCCAUAUCCCCAAAGCCCGGCACGACCAGCACGAUUCCUCUCCCCGGGGCCGUCAACCGUCGAAGCACGGCAAAGUGACAUGCAAGAUGAAGGAAUCAUUGCAUAUGUGGUAGUCCUGAGCGAAGUAUUCGCAAGGACAGCACGAUACGUGCGCCUUCACGGACGCCCAAGCAAUGUCCCACCUUGGUCUCCUCAUUCCGAAUACUCGAAAAUUCUCGCUUUACAAAUGGACCUCGAGACUCGCAUGCCGUAUCUUCAUCGGUUCAAGCCAGCCAACCUCGGUGAACGCUCUCUCGAGGAAUUACAGACUCAUCGUGAAUACUGGGGCCCGUGGUUUCUGAAUCAAUUCAUGUAUCAUACCAGCCUGUGUCUACUCAAUCAUCCCCUGCUUCUCUCGCUCAGCCUUCGGAAUUUCCGGAGCACUAUCCCGGAGAUCUUCUUACAGCACACCUCGGACUUGAUCUCCUCACAUACAACUUGGAUCAUCCACUUCAUCAACUGCUUUGAAGAGAAGUCAUUUCUAGUAUCAGAUCCGUUACUAGGCUACAGCGCCGCCGUUGUCGCUACAAUCGAGCUGCAACUCAGUUUCACAGACGAUUUGACUAUUAGAGAACAUAAGCGGGAAAGAUUCGCCAAGUGUGUCAAAUUUGUGCAAACCGUAGGAGAAAGGUGGCCGCACAUGGCUCGAUUGGCACAUAGAUUACAGCGACUAGAAGACGCAGUCUCGGCAACCUACCAAUCAGACCCAGGCGCGCAAAAUCAAAGCCUCCUAAUCGAUCUAUCCCGAUUCUGGGAAAUCCUCGAAUACUCAUCCAACAGCGACACAGACUCUGCUCGGCGUCUAUUUGGGGAGUCACUGUAUUCCGGUUCGUCUUCGGUGGGCGCAGAAGUAUCUCAGACAUCUCCUUUGCCUCCGCCGUUCCGGUUGACUGUCCAGGAACAAGAUACACCAAAUAUUCGGUCUCACUCGUUCAGUACCAAUACCGCCUUUCCUAGCCAGGACUACCCAGCAAACCCUUUACUCUCGUCGCAGCAUUUGACGAUGUCUAAUGAUGAGUUCUCUAUUCUUGCUACCAAUUUCUUUUCGCAGGGGCAAGAGUUCCUGCGCAGUGGUGAUAACUGGGAAAGUGUUGGGAAUUUCUAA